Pezoporus flaviventris is the source of this 3124-nucleotide messenger RNA. RefSeq names its product activated leukocyte cell adhesion molecule (gene ALCAM). The record is from RefSeq and is a predicted model, not a curated record. The annotation marks the transcript as partial. Gene Ontology annotation, biological process: cell adhesion. NCBI's taxonomy places the organism in Eukaryota, Metazoa, Chordata, Aves, Psittaciformes, Psittacidae. Gene Ontology annotation, cellular component: plasma membrane. The transcript has 8 exons.
GACAAUACUAGAAUGCAGACAACUCCUUCAUUUUCAAGUCUUCAGUAUCAAGAUGCUGGAAACUACAUCUGUGAAACUACCCUCCAGGAGGUUGAAGGUUUAAAGAAAAGAAAGACACUUAAACUUAUUGUGGAAGGAAAACCACAAAUCAAGAUGACAAAGAAAACCAACACAAAUAAAAUGUCUAAAACGAUCAUCUGCCAUGUGGAAGGUUUCCCCAAACCGGCAGUGCAGUGGACAGUUACUGGCACUGGAAGCAUCAUAAAUAAAACAGAGGAGACCAAAUACGUUAACGGGAGAUUUUCCAGUAAAAUUGUAAUUGCUCCAGAGGAAAAUGUGACUUUAACUUGCAUUGCAGAAAAUGAGCUAGAAAGAACUGUGACCUCUCUGAAUGUCUCUGCCAUAAACAUUCCGGAAUACGAUGAGCCAGAGGAUAGAAAUGAUGACAACGGUGAAAAGGUUAAUGACCAGGCAAAGCUAAUAGUGGGGAUUGUAGUCGGUCUUCUGCUGGCUGCUCUGGUUGCAGGUGUUGUCUACUGGCUCUAUGUGAAGAAAUCAAAGCCAACAGUUAGUAGUUACUUUUUGAAGCCACUCACGAACAGUAACUCACCUAAUCUCUGUCCCCAAAGUGACGCCAAAAGACAGUCUGAGAAGGCAGCAGCACAGAGCUUUCCAAGUCUACCGAGGACAGCAUCAAAACAUGUAGACAAAGAUCUUGGGAAUAUAGAAGAAAACAAAAAACUAGAAGAAAACAAUCAUAAAUCUGAAACUUAAGAGAAAACGUGUCAGUCAUCACCCCAGAGAAUACAUAUAGAUCAAUUGAAGCAUGAACGUGGAUUGUAUUUAAACAUAUACGAAGAAGUGACAGCUAUUCAUGGUUCGAGUAUUAAACAGACCAUACUCCCAAGCUUUCAAAGGAUUUUAGACACAAUUAUCUCAAGCUAAAAAUACCCCAAGAAACUAAUUUUGGCAACAGCCAUGGUAAUAGGUCACCAUGUUGUGUUCUGUUUGAAAUAUGUUUUUGUAAAUGUCUGCACUGAAGAUUUCUUUUUGUUUGCCUUUAUGUAAAUUUUUUACGUAGCUAUUUUUAUACACUGUAAGGCUUUGUUCUGGGAGUUGCUGUUAAUCUGAUGUAUAGUGUAAUGGGUUUAUUUCGGUUGUUUUUAUGACACCCUUUGAGCAGGUACGUGUCUAAUUCUGAUUGUUAUCAGUGAAGCCUCUGCGUGGUUGGUAGCAAGUACCUAGAGUGUAAGACUGUCUUACAGGAAAAUGUCAAACUCCUUUUUUCAUUCCCUGAAAUCACAGUGACGGGGAAGGGUGACUGACAGCUGUGACAAGAAUAAUCUAAAUUGGUAAUAAAAGUGAACGCUUAAAAAACCGUGCAAAGCUGAGCAGACAGAAAGGGAACAAAGAGUUUCCACAAAGAAGUCUGGGUAUGAAAGCAAGGAAAACGAGGAACAUUCCUAGCCUACGUACAGACGGUGGCUAAUCAUCCUUCUCUUCUAGCGCACGACACAGUCGAUCGAUACGUUAACAGUCACCUUUCAUGUUAGAAUUAGGAUCAGGAACUGGAAUUCUGGAUUAGUUUUGAUUCCUUUAUGUUAUCCGCUGCCUUAAAGUACUGUACCUUUCCUUCAUUUCAGAACGAUACCAGUCAGAAUUGGAAACUUUUUUUAAGAAGUGGUCAUAUCAAAGCUGCAUUUUUUUUCCACAAAAAUAGAAUAUAUAUAUAUAUAUUUUUUGUGUGUUUUUGUUAACUAUGCUACAGAUAUUGAAUGCACCUUGAGAUAAUUCUAGUGUUUUUAACUGGUACCUAAUUUAUCGAACAGUACAUAUAAUUGUAACAAUGAAAUGUCUAUGUAUCUUUAGUUACAUUCAAGUUUGUAACUUUAUAAACAUGUUUUAUGCUUGAGGGAGUUUUUAGAAUGGGACCGAUGAGAAGUUUUAGGGUAAAUGGCCAACAGAAUGUUGUACGUAAGGGAGAGAAGUUUCACCUUACGCAGAAGAUGAGUCUGAAAGAAAGUUAACAGGCAGCUUUGAUGGAGGGGAGCAGUAGAGUAAGCAGAACAUCAGGUUUCCACUUACAAAUAUCCAGGGAAAAAGUAAGUUUUUAUAGAGUGGUAGGCAAAAAAGAAUAAAUAAAUAAAUAAAAAGAAGGGCGUUAGGAAAUGUAUUUUGCCACUUUUGCAUUAUUUAGGGGGAAGAAAACACUGUUACUUGUAAAUUUGUAAAAUGUUAAAUGUCUGGGCAGUAGUGACUGAUGUCUUAAUAAAAGCUUCCUGUAGUGCAUUGGCAUGGAUUAAAUACAUAAGAUGUCCUUUAAACUCUAUGCUGUAUUAGAUAAUUAGAGGGAAAUCCUGUUAUAUGCCUCUAAACUUUGAUUUGUUACUGUUUUAUUUGGCAAAAAAAAGACAAAAAAAUUACAAUCUUGGUCAAUAUUUAAACCAAAGUAAAAUGGGGGAAAAAAAAAAACCAAAGUAAUUUGUUUUGCAUGGCAGAGCCAUUCUGUUAUCUCUGUAAAUAUUGUGAUUUUUGUUCUUUUCUUUUUAGAAUUUUGUUAAAAAAAUUCUAAAAUUUUUAAGCACCUGUUUUUCCAAAAUGAAAGGAGAACACACAAAAAAGUUACUUUCUAUACAAACGGAUCUUUUGGUGCGAGAACACUGCCAAGUGAUACGUAUUUUCUAGGAAACAGCCACCACUGAUGCAGUGGGCAUGACUCUGAACAGGAAAAGCUGUAACCGAGUCCUGUGAAGGAGCGUGCAAACAUCGCCUGUCUGUGUUGAUAACACUACAAAUAGUCCUUAAAUACAGAGAAGAAACCUCCGAAGAUCAAAAGGGAAAGCAUAGGGAAGGGCUGAAAAUUUUCAUACCACUGUCUGGGGAAUACAGGGGAGAGGAGAAGAAAGAAGUCCUUCACCUUCCACAGCUACGGGAAAGGAAAUCAAACCACUCCUCGCCUUUUGGGAUUCUGCUAGAUCUCCUAUGCACUUUAAAUUGCCAGUCCUGGGAGCUGGGUUUUUCACCGCUCCGAGUUCACUAUGGGCACGUUUCAAGAACCAAGAGUGCAAAAGAGUUAAUGUUUCUAUCCAUGCCUAAACGACAAUAAACCUGAAGUAUGUCUUCA